This is a messenger RNA of Engraulis encrasicolus (European anchovy), 5071 nucleotides long. It is a transcript of the gene ift140, whose product is annotated as intraflagellar transport 140 homolog (Chlamydomonas). Gene Ontology annotation, biological process: intraciliary retrograde transport. NCBI's taxonomy places the organism in Eukaryota, Metazoa, Chordata, Actinopteri, Clupeiformes, Engraulidae. Gene Ontology annotation, molecular function: protein binding. The coding region runs from base 145 to 4494 and encodes 1449 amino acids. Gene Ontology annotation, cellular component: intraciliary transport particle A; axoneme; ciliary basal body. The record is from RefSeq and is a predicted model, not a curated record. The transcript has 29 exons.
CGGUUGUCUGGGUUACAGUAAACGACGCUUCAGCUCAGUGCGAAAACCACAACUGUUAUAGCUAACAAACCACAGAUUCUGCUCUUAUGCCGCGUAUACGAGGGACAGCUUUAUCAACGCCACUGCUGAGGAACAGUUCCAGGAAUGGCGGUGUAUUUUGACCACCGAAUCGAGGCUCCGGAGAACAGCGGAACACCUUUUCUCAUCGCCUGGCAUUCUACUCAACCUGUGCUUGCUGUAGGAUCCAUCAAUCCAGCCACCGGCGGCAGUGUCGAACUGUACCACCAACAUGGUGAGCGUGUAGAGCUGUGUAAAACUGAACGGAACUGCAGCCCAUGUGUGCUACGUUGGCACCCCAGUAAGCCUGUGCUGUGUGUGGGAUGGGAGACCGGAGAGGUGUUGCUCCUCACACAUCCCACUGGAGAGACGACACCUCUACCCCAGAACACACACACCUCCGGCAUCACACUUCUGGAGUGGAGCCACAAUGGAGCUAGACUGGUCACUGGGGAUCAGGCUGGAGUGCUGGCUCUAUGGAGGGUGGAUGCUAGAGGGAGAUUUCAGGGAUCGCAUGUGGUGAAGCACGAGUACGGCAAGCCUCUAACCUGCUGCAUCUACAAACCCACCGCACCCACAGAAGAUGUGGCUCUGCUGGCUCGUGCAGCGGUCAGUGGUGAUGAGACUGCUCUGGACAUGUUUAACUGGAAGAAGACGGGCAGAGGACCUCCACGCCAAGACACACUCCAGCUGUACUGCAGCACAGCUGACGGCUCUGUGCACAGUGUUGAUGAUCGUGGGCGUAGCGUGUGCGUGCUGACGGUGGAGGGAGCGGUCCAGAAGCUGGUGUAUGUGGAGCGCAAGGCCACGCUGGCUGUAGUCACCGACUCCCUCAUGCUCGCUCAGUUCAGCCUCAUGCCUGAUGGGGGCGUCCAUGAGCUUAGCAAGGUGAAGCUGAGUGGGAGGAGUGGCCAGAAUAUGGACAUACUGUGGACGGAGAGUGGCCUUCUGAUUACUGCUUCAGGAGAGGCCUUCAUCAGGCUAUGGGAUUUGGAGAAAGAUGACAACUACAUUUUGUCUUUGGAAGAGAAAUUGGGUUUUGAGAAGGGAGAAUUAUUGAACUGUGUGUCAUACUACCCAGCUAAAGACAUCCUUGCAGCGGGCACAAGUAAGGGCCGAGUGGCUCUUUGGAGAAUGGUCACCACGGACGACUCAAAAGGAGACUCUACAACUCAGUGGAAACUACAGACUCCCACAGAAGUACAGGGGAAUGUAUCUCAACUCCAGUGGGGCUCUAGCCUGUGGCUGCUUGCCGUGUGCACGGGGGCGUCGGUGCAGAUCCUGUGCGAGCAGCUCAUGUGCUCCCACUUCAGCCAGCAGGUGGCAGCGGUGCAGCUGACGCCCAACACCGUCAGCCUGGCCUACUUCAACACAGACACACACCACAUGCUCCGCACAGACACACACAUCAUGGCAGUGCAGGUGGCCAAGGAUUCUGUCACUGUUUGGAACGGGAAAUAUGUGACAGUCUAUGAAGCCACUGGAUCCUCUCUAAGCAGCACAGGUUCGUUCCAGUGUGAGUCUCCAGCUCUGGCCGUUCAUGAGGACAACAUUUACACUGUGGAGCCCAACAGGGUACAGGUCCGCACCCCUCAGGGAACAGUGAAGCAGUUGUUGACCUUCUCUGAGGCCGAGGGGAACCCGGUGUUCCUCAAUGUCUGUAAAUCCUACCUGGCUGUGGGCACAGACACCGCUCACAUCAGAGUGUUUGACCUCACUCGCAGGGAAGCUAAGCCAAUAUGCAAUGCAAAAAGCCUGAAGGAGAUGAUCCCUAAUCUGGGAGCCUUGCGCUCAGUCAAGUGCAACGCCGGCGGAAACCAAGUCAGCCUCCUAGUCACACAGGUGAACGGCAGACCAGACCACAAAAUCUAUUUCUAUGAUGUAGAGAUGGACACGGUAACACACUUUGACUUCUUCACUGGAAGACCUCCCAGUGGCUUCUCACAGUCAGAGGAUGGGGAGAGGAAUCAAUGUGCAGAGGCUGACCUGAGCAAGCGCUACCCCAUCUCUCAGUUUUGGGAUGAAACUGAACCACGUCUCUUUGCUUGCGAGGCUGCACCGCUGAACUUUGACCUCCAGCAAGACAGCCAAUCAGAGAAGGCUGAUGUUCUGGUGGUGACGUUCUUUGUGACCCAAGAGCAUGGUCUGCUGUUGCAAGAUUCUUCUCCUAAACCUGCCUCCACACAGGCACUGCUGGCCCUUGAUGCGCCCUACUAUUACUACACCUGUAAGCCUGGGGAGGGCAGUGAGGCGGGAGAGCCCAGCGCAUCUCCUCACAUGGUGAUGCGUCGCGCCCUGAGGGACUUCACCGGCCUGGAGAACUGCGACAAGCCCACCAGGGACGCUCUGCUCAACUUCAGCUUCUACCUCACCAUCUCAGACAUGGACGAGGCCUUCAAAGCCAUCAAGCUCAUCAAGAGUGAGGCGGUGUGGGAGAGCAUGGCGCGGAUGUGUGUGAAGAGCCGGCGGCUGGACGUGGCGCGGGUCUGCCUGGGCAACAUGGGCAAUGCCCGGGCUGCACAUGCCCUCCGUCGGGCCGAGAAAGAGCCGGAGCUGGAGGCCCGAGUCGCGAUGCUGGCCACUCAGCUGGGCAUGCUGGAGGAGGCUGAGCGUCUGUAUCGGGCGUGCGGCCGCUACGACCUGCUAAAUAAGUUCUACCAGGCGUGCGGCCAGUGGCAGCGCGCCAUCGAGACGGCGGAGAGCCACGACCGUGUGCACCUGCGCACCACCUACUACAGCUACGCCAAAUACCUGGAGGCCAUGGGGGACACCACCACCGCCCUCUCCUAUUAUGAGAAGUCGGACACCCACCGGGUGGAGGUUCCCAGAAUGCUGAUCGAAGACUCCCUGGCCUUGGAGAUCUACAUCAACAAGAUGAAAGACAAGAAUUUGUACAAGUGGUGGGCCCAGUACCUGGAGAGCCAAUCAGAUAUGGAAUCUGCUCUGCGCUACUAUGAGCAUGCCCAGGACUACCUGUCUCUCGUCAGAGUCCACUGUUACCUGGGAAACGUUCAAAAGGCGAGCGAGAUCGCCAACGAGACGGGCAACAGGGCGGCCUCCUACCACCUGGCGCGGCAGUACGAGGGCCAGGAGGACAUCGGCCAGUCGGUGCACUUCUACACGCGGGCCCAGGCGUACAAUAACGCCAUCCGCCUCUGCAAGGAGAACAACCUGGACGAGCAGCUGCUGAACCUGGCACUGCUCAGCAACCCCGAGGACAUGAUGGAGGCUGCCUGCUACUACGAGGAGAAGAACACGCACAUGGACCGCGCCGUCAUGCUCUACCACAAGGCCGGCCACGUCUCCAAGGCUCUGGAGUUGGCCUUUGCCACAGAGCAGUUUGGCGCGCUGCAGCUGAUCGCAGAGGACCUGAAUGAGAACAGUGACCCAGCCCUGCUGGCCCGCUGCUCAGACUUCUUCAUCAAACACGCGCAGUACCAGAAGGCUGUAGAGCUACUGGUAGCGGCUAAGAAGUACCACGAGGCCCUGCAGCUGUGUCUGGAGCACAACCUGACGGUGACGGAGGAGCUGGCCGAGAGAAUGACGGUGGCCCAGGGCUCCGCCCACCUCACGGAAGACCAGCGCAAAGACCUGCUGGAGCGCAUAGCCGACUGCUGCAUGCGCCAGGGCAACUAUCACCUAGCAACCAAGAAGUACACUCAGGGAGGCAAUAAAAUAAAGGCGAUGCGUGCUCUGUUGAAGUCCGGUGACACAGAAAAGAUCAUGUUCUUCGCUGGAGUGUCUCGUCAGAAGGAGAUCUACAUCAUGGCUGCCAACUACCUGCAGUCUCUAGACUGGCAGAAAGAUCCGGAAAUCAUGAAGAACAUCAUCGGAUUCUACACCAAAGGCAGAGCCCUCGACCUGCUGGCGGGUUUCUAUGAAGCCUGUGCACAGGUGGAGAUUGAUGACUACCAGAACUAUGAGAAGGCAUUGGGAGCAUUAACGGAGGCCAACAAGUGUCUGUCGAAAACAAAAGGCCGAAACGAAGAUGACCAGGACAGUCGAGUGGCUGAGCUCACGCAUCGAAUCUCGCUGGUGAAGAAGUUCAUCCAAGCACGCAGGAUGUAUGAGGACGACCCUGCACAGGCGGUGCAUGUGUGUGAGACGCUACUGCAGGAGUCGGAUCUGGAUCCAGCGGUGCGAGUCGGUGAUGUUUACGGCUUCCUGGUGGAGCACCACUGCCAACAGGGAAACUAUCAGCAGGCCGUGUCUCGGCUGGAGGAGCUGCGGCGCUCCAUGCCGUCUGUGAACAUCGGCCUGUACGUCAGCCAGCAGAGCCUGGCAGCCCUGCAGAACGCCACGGGGCUGCAGCUCGCUCGCGGGGACAACCGGGACUCCCACUCCCAAAACCUCCUCAACUCCUCACGCCAUGACAGCGGCGGCGAGGAGGAGGAGGAAGAGGUGGUGGAGGAAGAGGAGGAAAACAUGCCAGACUGAGAUUGAUGCACACUGCCUUCUGCUUGUUUAGUCCCCUGUUUUAGCCAUACGUACAUUCAUUAGUUGGUCCGUAAGAAUGAUAUUCCCUUUUUAGCACCCCUCCCAUGGAUGAACAUCAGACACACCUCACCACAGUCAUUCUGUCAUUUCAUGUUUGUCUUAAUUUCUCCAUUGUUUUUCUUCUUACUUCAUUUCAACUCAUUUCGGUUCUCUUCUCUUUUGCUCUGUAUGGAAAAUGCUCACUCACAUUGUAAAAGAAUAUAAUGGCUGACCAAGCUUGGGCACAGAGCUGUACCUGUGACUUAUUUUGCUACAUUUCUACUGACUGUGCCAGCCUGCUAAUAGCCCUGUGCAGAGGUGUGUGUGUGUGUGUGUGUGUGUGUGUGUGUGUGUGUGUGUGUGUGUGUGUGUGUGUGUGUGUGUGUGUGUGUGUGUGUGUGUGUGUGUGUGUUGCGCCACAGACAGACAAAAAGACAUUUCCGCACAAACUGUAACAAUUGGAAAAGCCUUUGAUAUUUUGUAAUAAAAAAAAUAUUUGGGAUGUACUUUAAUAAAUGUUUUGUAUAUUGUCUAAUUA